UCCAAAUACCAAACAAUAAACAUUAUGUUUAUUAUUACAUUUAAUUUUUAAAGAGGUGACUGUUUGAAACUUUUUCUGAAAUGGCAAACUGGAUGGACGAUGGAUGCCUUAACUCUUGAAAAUAAAAAUAUAAAGAAUAAAGAUAAAGUGUAUGAUAAUGUACGAACUUCAGUGGCAAAUAGGAAUAAAUUUAUAAAAUCUCAUUCAAGAAAAUCGAAAUCACGAAGGAGCGACAUCGGUUACGAAGAAGACGACGAAGAUUCUAUUUAUUCCGAUACAUAUUCUAAUAAUGGAAGAUCAAAUGGUCGUGUUAAAGCGCCUCGCGUCCAAAUUACCGAUGGUCUAGAACCAUGUAGUUGUUUUCCAAAACGAAGUAACAAACACAUAUCGUCCAUGUUAUAUGAAGGACUCGAAUGUAAACACAGCGGUUUGAAGGGUGAACCUCACGCUGGGGUUUAUAAUUUUGCAAAUGACUGGAGAAACGAAUUUGAGGGACCGGAUCCAGAAGGUAUUAUGCCUCAAAAAACAAAUUUUGUGCUUGGAUAUCCCAAACCUGUUAACCUGGAUCCUGAUACGGAUUACGACGACGAGUACAGUGAACCAGAUUAUAGAGAUACUCGGCAAAGUGACAGGAAAACGAAUCUAAUUUCAAAAGAAAAGCGUGAAAGUGUGUCUAAAAAGAGCCUAAAGCCAAAAACUAAGCCAGCGAAAGAGAAACAAGAAAAAGAAAAAGAAACUCCCUUUGGCGGCCUGUUAGAUUUUAUGGAAGAAGAUGAAGAAGACCCGAAACCAGAAUCUAGACAAGUUACGAAAGGGAUGCCUAUUUCCCUUCCACGUAUAGGAUACUCCCCUCCUCCUCCGCCAUCACGUGAGCGUCUAUCGGCGAGAUCUGUGGCACGUUCGUUACCACCGUUACCGGAAAGUCCCUUUCUGAGUCGUCAGAAAAAGACACGCACAUAUAAAAGUAAUACAUCAGAAGUAGAUGAAAUAAGUGACGAAAAUGAUGAAGACAAUUACAGUUAUGAUGAAACUCAGGUACGACGAAGUAAACGACCGAUGAAAGGUUAUGAGUCGUCACCUAGAAGGUUUAAAGGUCAUUAUUAUGAUACAGCAACGAAGAAAACGAGAACAUACGAAAUAACGCCCAACUUUCGGAAAGGACUUGGAGAAUGGAAUGCAUACAUUAACGACAGAAACAGACAAACCUCUAUGAUUACUGGACUCCAAGGUAGGCGGACGACGAAUGGUAAUUUUUACACACGUGACAAUAAUGUUGUACCGGAAGACGACGAAUAUGAUGACGAUGCUGACGAUUAUGAAGAGGAAGACAAAAAACCUGUACCAAAUAAAUUUCUGAGCAAAUUUAAAAAUAAAAAAUAAAAACUUCUACAGGAUGAAAAUUUACUCAGAAAAUUGUGUACUUUUUACGCGCCCUUUUCCGGAUUUACAUUCAUCGGGAAGUUUCAAACACAAAACAUUGAAAUGCAAUGUUGCACCAAUACUUGAGACGUCUGAGGUGAUAAGACCAAAACGAGCAUAAAAAAUAGCAAUCUGUAC
Molecule: messenger RNA, 1557 nt
Organism: Mytilus trossulus (common blue mussel)
Lineage: Eukaryota; Metazoa; Mollusca; Bivalvia; Mytilida; Mytilidae
Exons: 2
Coding region: 100-1380 (426 amino acids)
Source: RefSeq, a predicted model, not a curated record